CAAUUCCCAAACCCUGGCUCAUUUCUCAAGCCGACGCCGAGCGUCUGCGCUUGGUGUCCCCACUCCCCCUCACUCGCACCGCACACCACUGUCCUUGGUAUAGCUAGCUAGCGCCGGCGGCCAUGGAGUUGGCCGUGGGCGCUUCAGAAGCGACCAUCAAGUCGCUGCUGGGCAAGCUCGGUGGGCUUCUAGCGGAAGAGUAUGCCUUGGCUCGCGGCGUCCGGGGCGACAUCCAGUUCAUCAACGACGAGCUGGCCAGCAUGCAGGCCUUCCUCGGCAACCUGAGCAGCAACGGCAACGACGGACACGACGACCAGACAAAGGACUGGAUGAAGCAGGUCCGCGACGUCUCCUACGACAUCGAGGACUGCGUCGACGACUUCUCCAACGGCAUCCGUCCCGACCACCAGGGCGACGACUGCAUGUCCACCAUCUACCGCUUCCUGUACGAGCUCUGGACGAUCCGUCGCCGCCGCAGCAUCGCGGCCCAGAUCGCAGAUCUCAAGGAACGGGCCAAGGACGUGGGUGAGCGCCGGAGCAGAUACGGCGUGCGCGACCCUGAGGCCGGCAAGAAGAAGAGCAGCUUGAGCGGGUAUUCCGCCGCUGAGCACCAGGAGGCAGCCCGUCGGCUCAUCGGCAUCAAGGAGCCCGUGGGAGUAAAAGGUCACAUGAACACUCUCGAGGACUGGAUCGUCGACGCUGACAACAAGAACCUGGGCGUGCUGUCCAUCUUCGGGUUUGGCGGAGUCGGGAAGACCACGGCCGCCUUGGCGCUCUACCGCAAGUGCGGCGUUCAGUUCACGCGCCGGGCAGUCAUCACCGUGUCCCAUAACACGGACCCUGAUGUAGCCCUCCGUGAAAUACUCACACAAGUCAAGACUCAGAUGGAGGUCAAGAAGGAUCAGCAGAUCAAUAUCAUCUCCGACAUACAGCAUCAAGCUCCCCGGUUGCUCAGCAGGUUGUGCAAAAUUAGCCUCUGCUGCGGCAAUCAAGACGAGGAUGGCAAGCCCACUCACAGGGAGCACGAGGCCAUAACAAAGGACCUGCGGAAGCACCUCCAGGACAAUAGGUACUUGCUGUUAAUUGAUGAUGUCUGGUCGGCAUCUACAUGGCAGACAAUCUUGAAGUGUUUGCCAGCAAAUGAUGCUGGCAGCAGAAUAAUAGUCACAACAAGAUUUGAAGCUGUUGCGAGGACAUCACUUGUUGGCCACCAUAAGAUACACACUAUGAAUAUCCUAUCGGAGGUUAAUGCCAAGGAAUUAUUUGAGAACAGUUUGUCAGAGAGCAGGUUUACCCAAGGCAGCAAGGCAAUUCAGAAUGAUCAAGUUCCACCCAGAGUCUGGGGGGUGUGCGGCGGACUGCCACUGCCCAUAGUCACCAUGGCUGGUCUUGUGGCAUCCAACAAGCAGGCAAAGCCACAGGAAUGGAUUGAAGUUUGCGAGACUUUGUUUCCAGAGAAGCAAGUGUGCCGCAAACCCGAGGAGUUUAUGAGGAUAAUCAAUUACUGCUACAAUGUCUUGCCUAGUGAUAUCAAGACUUGCUCCUUGUACCUCUGCAUAUUCCCGAAGGGCCGCUGGAUCAGCAGGAAGAGGCUGAUCAGGCGAUGGAUUGCCGAAGGUUUUGUCAGCGAGAAGCAAGGGUUGAGCGUGGAGGAUGUCGCGGAGGCAUACUUCAAUCAGCUGAUUGAAAGGAAGAUAAUACGACCCGUAGAACACAGCAGCAAUGGAAGGGUGAAGAGCUGCCAAGUCCAUGACAUGGUCCUUGAGUACAUCAUAUCCAAGGCAGGUGAAGAGAAUUUUGCCACUGUGGUUGGCGGCCAGUGGUCCAUGCCAACACAAAGCAACAAAGUCCGACGGCUUUCCUUCCACAACAGUGCGAAGAAAGAUGAUGGGAUGAACUUGUCCCAUGUCAGAUCACUGACGGUGUUCGGUAGCCUGAACCAACAGUCUUUAAGAUCCUUCAAGGCCGGGAUAGUGCAAGUACUAGACCUCCAAGGCUGCAAUGAUUUAAAGGCGAGUCAGGUGGUCAAGGAUAUCUGUGAAAUGACUCUACUCAAGUACCUAAGCCUCCGAGGAACAAACGUCAGGAUGCUGCCCCAGGACAUAAAAUAUCUCAAGUACUUGGAGACUCUUGACAUAAGGGAGACAGAGAUUCAGGAGCUUCCAGGACAUGUAUGUCACCUGGAACGCAUAAGAAACAUACUUGGCGGAGAUAAGAAAAAAAGGAAAACCAUCAAGCUUCCUGCGGAGUUCAAGGGAGCAAUGAAAGAACUGCACAUACUGUCAGGGGUUGAGAUUGUUCAGGGAUCGACCGCUGCAUCAGAUAUUCAGAUGUUAACCAGAAUGACCAAAUUAGCCAUUUACAAGCUCCACAAAAAUGAUGAGAUGUUCAAGGAUUUGCUCUCCUCGAUCCAGUACCUCAGUGGCUAUGCUCUGCAAAAUCUUGUGAUUAAUGACGAGUCAUCUGAUUUUUUCGACACACUUGACUCCAUGUCGGCUCCUCCAACAUACCUGAGUGCUCUUGAGCUGUCUGGCAAGUUGCUUGAACUCCCCCAGUGGCUCCCGAAACUUGACAAGCUUAUCAAGUUAACCCUUUCGGGCACAGCUCUCCGAGCAGAUAAUCUGGUGCUUCUUAGCAAGCUACGUUCAUUGUUUUCACUAACCUUUUCAGUUAGUACAGAAAAUAAUGACGCUGAUAUGGCAGCCAUUCUCGCAAAAAAUAAGUCUGACUCUGGAGGAGAGAUCUUUGUGCCAGUUGAGGGUUUCAAUAAUCUCAAGCUGCUUCGCAUAUUUGUGCCUCUUCUUCCAGUGCUGAACUUUUCAAAGAACUGUAUGCCAGAGCUUGAAAGGCUUGAACUCCGUUUCAAAAGGUUGGAAGGUCUUCAUGGUAUGGACAAACUUAAAAAGCUCCAUGAUGUGCUUUUAACAGUUGAUCACAAAGCAGGUGAGCCUACAAAGAUGGUAUUGGAUGAUUUGAAGAAAAGUUCAUUAAAACAGAAGUACGCUCUGACUGUUAAUGAGUCUCACGGUUGACUGCUGAAGCAUCUCCAUUGUGCUUGACCAGGAGACUAUUAGAAGUUGAUCUGAAAUUAUCUAGAUCUCUAUGUUUAAGCAGACAUCUGUUUCUUGCUGCUCGUAUCUUAAAUUAUUUAGAUGCAUAUUUGCGUAAAAUAUUUUGCUGUAUUGCUCCAGAUUGGUUUGAUCCUCUAUUACAGCGGUGUUGUAAGGAUGCGCUGAAACCUACUUAAUUUUUUUAUUUCAAGUUAUGAACACUUCAAGGCAUUGAUGCCAUGAUACUGUCUUGCCAGUGCAGAAGACAUACAAACAAGGAGAAAGAUGGUAAGCAGCAUCAAGAUGAAGGAAGCUGUUGCAUCAUUUUUUUAACGAAACGGUGAUUAAACAUUUAUUGUAUCAUUUUGUAUAUCUUCGUUUUUCUAUCUCUAAUGUUUCUAAUUCGUGAUACCAUUACUGUAUUGUGUUGUAACGUCACACUUCUUUCAAAUCUCUGUUUAUUCAUGUCAGGAUGUUUCUGAUGUAAUCAUAAAAUAACUAUUUGUGCCAAAUAAACACAAAUUUUGUUUC
Molecule: messenger RNA, 3581 nt
Organism: Brachypodium distachyon (stiff brome)
Lineage: Eukaryota; Viridiplantae; Streptophyta; Magnoliopsida; Poales; Poaceae
Product: disease resistance protein RPP13
Exons: 2
Coding region: 123-3032 (969 amino acids)
Biological process (GO): defense response to other organism
Molecular function (GO): ADP binding
Source: RefSeq, a predicted model, not a curated record